This is a messenger RNA of Anoplophora glabripennis (Asian longhorned beetle), 1567 nucleotides long. RefSeq names its product pre-mRNA 3'-end-processing factor FIP1 (gene Fip1). Gene Ontology annotation, molecular function: RNA binding. Lineage: Eukaryota; Metazoa; Arthropoda; Insecta; Coleoptera; Cerambycidae. The record is from RefSeq and is a predicted model, not a curated record. Gene Ontology annotation, cellular component: mRNA cleavage and polyadenylation specificity factor complex. The transcript has 5 exons. The coding region runs from base 76 to 1440 and encodes 454 amino acids.
UAAUUUGGCAAAUCAAAAAUUACCAGAUUUUUUGUUGUCAAUUGUCAUUUCUUAUUUCUUGUAUGUCUUGCAAAAAUGGCAGACGAAUUGGAAGAUGAUCAGUGGUUAUACGGCGAAACUCCUGAUAUAAAUAGCGGUGAUGCCGCAAAUAGGACUCAAAAAGGGGAACAACCGUCUUCUGAACCCCAACAAGUCUCGGCAGUGCCUGCGCCUCAAGCGGUAGAAGAUGACGGCCCUCCAGGAGUGGAUAAUAUUGAAAAAGAGAACGGACAGGAUAAUGAAGAUGGCGUGGAAGAUGGAGAGGUAAGACAGAAUGGAGAUGACAGCGAGAAAGAAGAUUUGGAUGACGACAGUGACGAUGAUGUGAACGUUGUAAUCGGUGACAUUAAAGCGACUACACCUUCGUACACCUCACUGAAUAUUAAAAGAGGUGGUUUGUUAACAUCUGUGGGGGAUAAGAAUAAACCCGUACCACAACAGCAACAGCCAGGGAAGUUCUCUGUGGAGGAAUUCGAUCAAAUAGGCACUAUCAACGGCGUACCUGCUACCGAGUAUAACUUGGAUUCUUUGGAAGAUAAGCCUUGGAGGAAGCCUGGUGCUGAUAUUACUGAUUACUUUAAUUACGGGUUUAACGAGGACACAUGGAGGGCAUACUGUGAACGGCAAAAAAGAAUGAGGGUUAACGAAUCGGGAGUGGGACUGGCCCCGAUGAACCCGAUAGGCCUUCCGAGAGGACCCGUGCCCAUCAUGAACGACAACAGUAAAUAUGCAGGCAAUUUCUUAGGUAUGCGUAAAGCCGGACCUCCGCCAUUUAGAAAACUGACAGGUGGUAUUGAUGUUGUAGGGGGAGCGUCUCAAAGGUCCGUCCCGCCAACCCUCAACAAGGCUGAACCUCCCAAGAUGAACACCAUACAGGUAAUGACAGCCGAUCGGAGAGAGUACAGCAGGAAGCCUACAGGUUUUCCAGAUUUGAGCGUCCCGCCGCCACAGGCAUUUGACAGUUUCCAAGCCGAUUACAGUUUCAAUCCCGAACCGGAACCGUUCUACGGGGGAUACGAGCCUACCCAAGAUUCACAGUGGGGUAACGAAGCGGAGCCAGGCUGGGCCCCGUCGGAUCUGAAGACCCUCACGGGUCCUCCUCCAAUGGGUCCGCCUCCGGUGCACAUGGGACCACCGCCGAUUAUCCCACCGGUACGAAUGUCUUCUCCCGGGAGCAGGCGUGAGGGUAGCCCCCACAAGGAGGGCCGCGAUCGAGAUAGAGAACGGGACAGGGAAUCCAGCCGAAGCCGUUCCGAGAAACCGAGAGACAGAGAGAGGGAAAGGUCUCACAGACGCGAGAGGUCCCGCAGCAGGUCCAGAAGGCACAAGUCCAGGUCUAGGAGCCCCAGUCAUAGGUCUCAUCGGAAAAAGAAGUCGAGAAGGCACGAGGACAGCGAUUGAGAGGAGGGGAGCGAGGCGCGUUCGUAAUAGAUAAGGUUCAUUAUGGUUUCCGAGUGGGAGGAUCAGUUUCCAUUAGAGGAUUUUUGUAUUUGAUUAAGUUAAUAAAACUUACUGUGUCUGAGUUGUA